CAGGUACGUACCCCUGCCUCUCCUUUAAGCGUCUCCUUUAACGCCCCGCACCUACCGUCGCGCUGCCGCCGCCCCGCCACCGCGACCCGGCCGGCCGAUGAGCUCGCUGCGCCGUCUUCAAUGCCCGCUGCCACCCCCGCUAUAAAACACAGGCCUGGCCACCCCCCUCUCCUCACUCCAUCCUUGCACUCCCACAGGCCACAGCAGCAGCAGCACAGCGAGAAAGCCUCACGCGCAUCUCUGGUCUAGCGAGGAGCGAUCGAGGAGAAGCGGAGGCGAGCGGCAGCGAUGGCGAGGUCUGCCAAGAUGAUGGCGGCGGCGGCCCUGCUGGUCCUGGCCGUGGCGGCGGCGACCGCCGAGGCGAGGAACAUCAAGACGGCGGACAAGAAGCAGGCGGACGACGCGGCGGUACAGCCACAGACCUUCCCGCCCUUCGACCGCCUCGGCGGCGGCAUGCCCGGCGGCAGCAGCAGCCUCCCCGGCAGCAGCAUGCCGUUCCCCUUCCCCAGCAGCGGCGGGCUCACGCCGGGCUUCGGCAGCAUGCCCGGCUUCGGCGGCUUCGGCGGCUUGCCCGGCUCCCCCGCCGCCGUCGGCUCCGUCCCCGAGCACGCCACCAAGCCCUGAAGAAGUCCUCCCGCCGGAGCCCGGGAUAUAGCUCCUCGUCGUCGUGCCUGCGUGGUUGGUUUGGUUGGCCGGUCGGCUUCCCCGUUCAUCUGUGCAGUUAGGCUUGCACCUACGUCUAGCUAGCUAUAGCUUUGUAUGUGUUCUACUGCAUCGUGCAUCUAGUUAUUACCUGCUCGCAUUGCAUUGGAGAGAGUUGGGGAUGUGUUGGUUCUUGUGUUUGAUUUGUUGCUUGGUUUUUAGGUUAAUUAUCGUCAAUGGUGUCUGUGUUCUUGGUGUUGUACUGGUGAUGUUGUUCAGGCAUGAAUAAUGUUCGUGUGAUGCUUGUGUUGUGGAUUUGGUGUAAUGUAAGCUAGUUUUCGUUGUCA
Panicum virgatum (switchgrass) is the source of this 989-nucleotide messenger RNA. RefSeq names its product MFS18 protein-like. The transcript has a single exon. The record is from RefSeq and is a predicted model, not a curated record. The coding region runs from base 289 to 624 and encodes 111 amino acids. NCBI's taxonomy places the organism in Eukaryota, Viridiplantae, Streptophyta, Magnoliopsida, Poales, Poaceae.